AUGGGCCAGAGGCUGGGAGUCGAUGUGAUUUAUACUGGCCCAUCCACUGCAGAUGCAUCGGAGCAGGUACGUAUUCUGGAGGACAUGAUCAGCCGGGGAGUUUCUGCCAUUGCCGUUGCUCCCAAUGAUGCUGCGGCCGUGACACCUGUACUGAUAAAGGCGCGUAACGCCGGUAUUGCGGUCCUGGACUGGGAUACGCCGGCUGAUGAGAGCGUUGUGGAUUAUUCAGUACAGCAGGUGGAUAGUACCGUAUACGCCCGGCACAUGUACGAUCUGCUGGUGCAGAACAUGGGUGAAAGCGGGGAUUACGCUGUGGUAACCGGUGGUCUUUCGGCAGAAAACCUGAAUAUCUGGAUCGAUGAAGGCCUGGAAUAUGCGAAAGUAAAAUAUCCUGGAUUGACGCUGGUUACGCAGCGGAUUCCUUCUGAUGAAAAACAGCAGCUGGCUUAUCAGAAAACUUUGGAUCUGCUGAAAGCGUAUCCGAAUCUGAAGGGUAUUCUCGGUUAUUCCACUCCUGCCCCCAUCGGUGUGGCACAGGCCGUGCAGGAAAAAGGGCUGCAAUCGCGCAUUGCUGUAGUUGGUGUUGCCCUGCCAACGGAUUCAGGGCCGUAUCUGGAAGAUGGUUCGCUGGACGUGGCUACCUUGUGGGACCCGGGGAAACUCGGCGCGCUGACGGUCUAUGUGGCCAGCGAAUUGCUCAACGGCAGAGCCAUUGCCGAUGGUCAGGAUGUUCCGGGUGUCGGCCGGAUCACAGUGCGCGGCAAGGUCAUUGUUAUGGGCCCCCCCUCUGAUUUCACGAAGGAGAAUUAUAAAGAUUAUACUUUUUAA
Messenger RNA from Saccostrea echinata, 828 nucleotides. Its product is annotated as autoinducer 2-binding protein LsrB-like. The transcript has a single exon. Gene Ontology annotation, molecular function: carbohydrate binding. The record is from RefSeq and is a predicted model, not a curated record. Bases 1 to 828 code for a protein of 275 amino acids. Gene Ontology annotation, cellular component: outer membrane-bounded periplasmic space. NCBI's taxonomy places the organism in Eukaryota, Metazoa, Mollusca, Bivalvia, Ostreida, Ostreidae.